This is a messenger RNA of Stylophora pistillata, 1533 nucleotides long. Its product is annotated as unconventional myosin-XV. Gene Ontology annotation, molecular function: protein binding; cytoskeletal motor activity; ATP binding. Gene Ontology annotation, cellular component: cytoskeleton; myosin complex. Lineage: Eukaryota; Metazoa; Cnidaria; Anthozoa; Scleractinia; Pocilloporidae. The record is from RefSeq and is a predicted model, not a curated record.
UAUAUUUGUCCUUGUGCCCUCUUUUAUCAUGCAGAAAUAAAUAUUUGAAAGCAAGAAAAGGAUUCAUCCUUCUCCAGGCAAUUUAUAGGAUGCAAAGGCAUAGAAGAGUGUUUCUGAAGCUGCAGAAUGAGAGACGCCAGAAAGAGAAGGCAAGAGACAAGCAGAAUGUGUUGAGACCGGCGCUGCCUACCCAGCAUGCCCCUCCAGACUCCUCAGCACCUCCAGCUUCAGUAGCUCCUCAAGCUGUGGAUACGGUGGAUGCAAAACAUGUUCCAGAAUUGGUGGAAAUUGAGAAACAAAUCGCAACAGACGUCACUCAUCUUGAGAUUCCAGCAGAUUUGGCUCUGGUGUUUGCCAGUAUCCAAGGCUGGACCUUGACUCAUGGAUCCUCAGUUCAUGAAAGUAGAGGAGACAUAAUUAAACACGAUUAUGCAUCGUCAAAGUUACCAGAAAACAUCAAUGACUUCCCUUUCUCAAAGUUUGCUCAAGAGAACUUUCAGAGUGAACAUCAAUGGCGAAUGGUGAGGUCCCCACUGAGAACCAGCUUGUUGCCUGUCAAGUAUUCUGACAGUGUCAUGGCUAUAGGACUCUUCCAGCUGGUCAUGCGAUUCAUGGACGAUAACUCUAUAACAGAUGCAAAAGAAUUUACUGUUGGAAAUUACCUUGUACAAAUGGGCAUUUUUAAACCUGAACUUCGCGAAGAGAUGUAAUGCCACCUUUGCAACCAGACCUGGGGGAACACUUCCGAUACAAGCAACGAACGCGGCUGGCUACUCCUUGCAUUGUUCCUCUGCUGUUUUGCCCCGUCUACAAGACUCUACAAGCCUCUACUCAAGUACAUUUCUGAUCAAGCUUUCAACGGCUAUAAAAGUUAUUGUCAACAUAAGUUGUUGUGUUGGGAUAUGAAUGGGUCUCCUGUAGCUCGGUCGCAUCCGCCUUCCGCGUUAGAGUGGCAAGCGGCAAAGAUGAGAGUCAACAUGGCUGCCGAGUGCCAUUUUCCUGACGGAGAAAGGAGGACGACAGAAGUUGAAUCUUGCACAACUGGAGAAGAUGUUGCAAAAUCGAUACUAGAAGACAGAGGGAUUGAAGAUGCGAAGGGUUGGACUGUUGAUUUGGAGACAGGCAACUGGCAUUGUACCCUGGCAGGCAAGGAUUAUAUUCUUGAUCUCGUUUCCGAACUGGAAUACCCACCUGCCUUUCCUUUGUCUCGAUCAUCUUCGCUACUAACUGUGAAGCCAGGCUGCAAUAUUCCUCCAGGUCAGCUGGAGACAUUGUCCAACCUUCACAUGCCGCAAGCUCGUGGAAGAAGCGUCGCAGAAAUUGCCCACAAAUUCACUACUGUUGAGCAGCAGCCACCCUCCGAGCCAGUACACACACAACGAGAAGAUGCGUUGAGUGCAGCUACAUCAGCAAGGAUUGCAAGUGCUAAUUACCACGGACCGGUAGAAGACAACCUUGUUCAAAGGACGAGAUUAGGAAGCAGCUCUCUUCGUGUGGAAUCAGCCCCACCCCCUCCCCCUCCAAAUGCGUUCG